AUGCCGGCAACAAAUCAAACUGACCAAGAGCCACCAUUGCGUUCUAAACACGCACCUGCUCCCUCGAAGAAAUUAACCGGUGCAUCUAACACCGCUACUCCCGAAAUCAGUGCACACUCUGAAGCUGUUGCCCUCAAACGAGCCGAGGAUGCCAAGCGUGCAUCUGAGCAACACCAGCAAUGUCUACCACUACCUCCCGCAGUGGCAGAAACUUCUCACGUUCUACCACCUGGCAUCAAAAGAUCUCGAGAUGUAUCUGAGGCCGAUUUGAGCUACCACUCUUCCAGUGGCAAAGACGACAAUGACAGCUCGACGGCUCUGAAAAGGCCAAAGAACUCAGAACACACUGGCUCUGGCAGUCCUUCAUUGUCUACCACUACAAAGGCAUCAAAGAAGAAAAACAAAGAUGCAGUUGAUGACAGUGGCUUCCUUGCUGAUAUCAAUGUUGCGAGCCUUUCAAAUGGCAAUGACAAGCCGAGGCAUGAGAAUAGAGGUCAAGAUGUUGAUAAAUUUUUCAGUGCCAAGUACUCUGAAAAUGGUAUUGAUGGAAAGCCUCGCACUUACCGUGACUCUAAAAAGGUCCGCAUAAACGAUUUGUGA
Suillus fuscotomentosus is the source of this 600-nucleotide messenger RNA. RefSeq lists its product as uncharacterized. The transcript has 4 exons. The coding region runs from base 1 to 600 and encodes 199 amino acids. The record is from RefSeq and is a predicted model, not a curated record. Lineage: Eukaryota; Fungi; Basidiomycota; Agaricomycetes; Boletales; Suillaceae.